Bombyx mandarina (wild silkworm) is the source of this 1681-nucleotide messenger RNA. RefSeq names its product acyl-coenzyme A diphosphatase Fitm (gene Fitm). The record is from RefSeq and is a predicted model, not a curated record. Gene Ontology annotation, biological process: lipid storage; phospholipid biosynthetic process; lipid droplet organization. Gene Ontology annotation, molecular function: coenzyme A diphosphatase activity. NCBI's taxonomy places the organism in Eukaryota, Metazoa, Arthropoda, Insecta, Lepidoptera, Bombycidae. Gene Ontology annotation, cellular component: endoplasmic reticulum membrane.
CUGUACCCAACUAGCGUGUGUGUGUAACAGUGAAAUAGCAUAAUGGAAAUGUAGGAAACGAAUAGUGUAAAAAUAACGUAAAUCUUUAAAAGAAAACAUGACAAGCCGAACAAAUUUCAAAAACACACGUAUGAAUUACAGGGCACAAAAUGAUUCACCUGAACCAAAAGGAACAAAACCAACACGCGAAGCUUCAUCAAUUCAAGAAGUACUAACUCUAAUGAUAGUGCACAUUUGUAAGAAGAUACUUUUCUUUGACACAAAUUUAAAAAUAGCACUGUAUUUGGGUGCUCUUUUUCUUUUAUCACUAAUUGCUGAUGUGCUCACUUUUCCAAAAUCUUAUUUCUCGAGAAGUGAUAAUUUUUUUAAUCAAUAUUUCGUCAAAAUUGGGUGGUUUUGGACAUUAGUUAUCACCGUGCCUUACGUUUUAUUAACAUCGUAUACGACAUGUUGCGGGAAAAGACGGAUGAUUGCCACCGCUCACAUGGUUAGAUUAUUAAUUGCCACUGUGUUUUGGUGGGGAUGGACUACACUUUUCAAUGUUAUUGAAAAUAAUUAUGGACGGUGUAAUUCAAAAUCAUAUGAUAACAAAAUUACAUGUCUGAAAAAUGGAUCAUUUUGGAAUGGGUUUGACAUAUCAGGUCAUUGUUUUAUUUUAAUAUAUUCAAGUUUAGUUUUAAUAGAAGAAGCCAGAGCAAUAAAUGGAUGGGAGCGCAUUAAAGAUUACAUCAGAGAUGAAAGAUACUCACGGAGUAUUGAUGACAAAGCAAUCAGUACAAACCCACUUAAAAAUAUAAGUAGUGAAGAAUUGGAGAUUUUAAAACGAUCUUAUGAGAAAUUUACACCUUACGUAAGAGGACUUUUUAUUGGCAUUGCUGCAUUACAAUUACUAUGGGAUGUUAUGCUUGUUUCAACUAUACUCUAUUACCAUAUUAUGGUAGAAAAGUUCAUCAGUGGAGUAAUAGCCAUAUUGACAUGGUUUGUAACGUACAGGGUCUGGUACACCUUUCCAUAUAUUUUACCAAAUAAACCUGGGCAAGGUGUCUUUAAAUACAAUAAAGGAAAAGCACAGGCACCAACUCCGGUAUACCUUAAAAGGAUGAGUUCUGUAAAUGGCAAGCAUUUUAUGGGUAUGCCUAUCAAAAACCAAAAUAGUGUUGAUUCUACAAAUCAAGAUGACACUUAAUGAUAUUCAAUUCCAAUUAUGGAUUUUUUGUGUAAAUUGGAAAAAUGGUUUGGGAAAUACCUAAUUAAGCUUGAGAAUUGUGAUUUUGUGAAUGUUCAUUACAAGGAAGGGGCUUUUAUUGCUGUAAAUGGACUGGAAUAAUUAUAAAUGAAAAUAUAUUUAAAAUCUGAGGUGGACAGUUUCAAAUUACAACACUAGUGACUUAUGAAUAAAAACGGAUUCAAUUUAUUGAUUACUCUCCUUAAUACAUUUUUGUUAAUGAACAUUGGUUUGGUUUAGAAUACUUGAACUUAUUCUGUACUCUGCUAGUUGUGCUGCACUGACAGCCCUAGAUCUUCAAAAAGCAGUUCUGUGAUUGCUUUUUGAAGAGCGGUACAAUAGUCAAUAAUACAAUAUACGACAGAAUUCAUGUUCAUGUGUCAACUCUGAGAAUUACUUAACAUGUUAAGCUUUAUGUCACCCUGUACAGUAAAAUCUUUUAUAAUUUACUUGAUU